ACUUCAACCUUACUGGAACUGAAGACGCCACCGUUGAUUCCAUCUCGGGAAUUCCUCCGCUGCCGUCUGGAUAAGGAGAAGUGCCUUAGUGGAAACACCUCUUUCCCCCUCUCUCGUUUGCUGCCGCCAACAACUUUCCACUAGGGUUAGAACCCAAUCUCCAGUUGAGGUACUAGGCACCCGAUGUUCACCACAGGGAGGUGACAGUAGGUUACCAAAAUACGAGGAGAAACUAGUAACAGACCAUAACCUUACUUUUUACAUGCAUUUGGCUAAGAUCAGAAUUAAUGAUGGUUUUAAACAUCUUAUUCCUCUUACUCUCGCUCUUUUAUGUGGAGGCUAUUAGCUAUGUUAAACAUGUCCCCCUUUCAUAUUGUUUAUUCUAUUUACCUGUGUAGAUAUAUUGAUAUCAACAAAUUUCCAUAAUCAUUUCAUAUUUUGUCUCCCCCCAAUGUCUUAGUCGUGACCUACAAAAGCAUUUUAUGCACGUAAAUAACUUUGAAGGGUUGAAACCAAUUAAGCUUAAGUCAAAGAAGAAGAAGAACUCGCUCACAAUUCUCGUUUUGUACAAAAGCUUUCAUUCAAAAGCAAACAUUCCUUUGGCACAUUUACUAACCUUCCUAUACACGUCAACUUCAUUUUCAGUCUAAAGGAAUACACCAUGCUCCCAGUUUAUUAAAUUUAUUUACAUACAUACAUAUGUUUAGUUUAUAUUCAAGGUACAUAAGUACCUGCGAUAGGUAAAAUGGUACAUAUUUACCAAACUGACUGAUAAAUAAAGGAGUUCAUGAAAGAAACGCAGACACAACAUCUAUUUGUUUGUCCUACUUAUAAGAAGUCUUCAGCACCAUGAAGAGUACGUACAAGCACGAGCAACUAGCAGCUCGUUUUGAAAACAAUCCUGCCAACAACGACGAUAAAAACACAUAAAACGAGAACCAAUAUUUGGUAUCUUGUGUGAUAGUCACUUAAGUGACGUUGCAAGUUGGAGCGCCAAUUGAUAAGUGACUAAUCUGAUCCUUGAACUGUAAGAGAAAAAGUGUAAUUUGUAUUUUUAUACAAAACAUUAUAUAGUUUUCAAUAACAUAAUGUUUGAAAAUUAUUUGUUCGUAAUAAAUUAUAGCUCAAUUCAAGUUUAGCAUUCUUUGAACAUAAGGUUUUAUGUUCAUUAAAAAAGGAGAUGUUCUUUUUGAUAUCACCACAAAUCGUAUACCAACUCUAAGGAUUCAAAAUGUACGUUUGUAUAAUAUAUUUCUACAAAUAAUCUUGAUGAUUUCAAACACUACCCCUCGAACUAUAAGUAAAGUUUAUGAAGGAUCGAAAUGAAUGAAACUAUGUAGACAAUAAUACGUUUUCCUGAUAGUAUUCAAUGCUUUAAUAAGACUCAAGGACCUUUAGGAUUAAGGUAGUCAUAUUUGGCUGCAUACUGGCAAAAAUUGUAUUUGCGCCAAUACACUCGGGUACCUAAGCUGCUCUGGUACCGGGUACCUGGUACCGAAGGAUCUGCCUACCAUACUUGAUUUUGUGUUUUGCCUUCCUUAUGGGAAAAUGCUAUAUCUUCCUUUGGACUAGCAGUUUUGUUUUUGUUGUCAAGGAUAAAUUAUUAUCUGCGUGUUUAAAACUUAAAAUCUGUGAAGCACAAAGAUAAAACAUGGGGACCUUUUGUUAUGAUCAUUACGAGCAUCCACUUUUAUGGUGUGAAGAGAAAAAAAGAUUAAUGGAACGCAAAAAUGCCGAAGAAAGUAUGCGAAUGUGGCGACGCAAAAAAGCCGAAGAGAUGGCAAGAACUGAAAAAGACAAACAGGAGUACUACGACAUGUUUAUCAAACAUUGUCCUUGGGGACGACCUGGAGGGGGAGCACCUAACGUUGACGUACGCAGAAGGGACAUUUCCUCAAUUGGAUUGCACUCAACUCCAUCUAUAAGCGCAAUGCACCUUAACCGAAGCUCUUCGGUAUUGCUACCCUGUCGUCGCUACAGCAAUUACUUUUCACCGGGAAAAAGAAGAAAAUGUCACCGUUUGACCAUGACCGAAAUUCCUGACAUCUCCAUUGGCAAUUGUGAGGUGGCAAAAAAGUACGCAAUUAUUAACAAUACACCCUUGUCGGGCGAUGGCAAGGUUCACCACGAGAAACCAGAUGGCUUGCAAAUAAUAUUGAAGGAUCACCCAGCGAUGACAUUUAGAAAUAAAGGUCAUGUAGACAUUGAAGUAUGUUAUAAAUCCCUUCCCAAGGGAAAACAAACCUUAGACAAGAUAGUUGUUAAUAAAAAGGAUGAGUGUCCUUCGUCGACGACGUUGGGAAGAACAAGUAAAAAACAUCGAAACAAAGCGAAUGGACAAAACUGGGCAAAACCAGCACCAGGUGGCAAAUCUUGUUCAAUUCCAAAGGGGCAUGGAAGUUCGUUUAUGAGGUCCUUGGGAUGGACCAAUAAAGAGAUGCUGAAGGAGCUCGACCAAGAUAAUCCAGUUACACCAGCAGAAAAACUUACUUUCAAGAAGCGGCCAGUGAAAAAAUCUGAUAAAUGUUGUGCCGUGUGUACUUGUAAAUGCCCUGAAAAGGGAGGUAGUCCAAUAAAAACGUCUUCAUCUUCGCCGAACAAAGACUACGAAAAAAUUAAUUUAAAUCGAAAAGGAAACAAGAAUGAUUCAAAAGUAACGAUAUGCCCUCGUCUCUCCCGUAAUUGUACAAAGGCAUCAGACUAUCAUGAUGGUGGUGGGGUAGAAUUAGUUCCUCUCCUUGCGAGACGGCGAGCCGAGAUCCGUCCAAUCAGUCUAUCUAGUACGGAUGUUACAAAACGGACUUCAUCCGACAAUAGAUGGACGACCAAAGCAGAUCUAGAAUAUUUGAGCGAUUUGAAUAAACAAAUGUCACAAAAACGUCGCAGCUUUUCAAUGUCACAGCAAUUGGAAAAGGAUUUAUGCAGCAAGCAUUUUGAAACGUUUGAUACUUUUUGGGGAAGGCCGGGACAUGGUGCCCCGACUAAUAUAAGAGCUAAAUUGAAAUUGGACGAUUUGCUUUAUGGCGUGCAAAGCUGCACUGAGUAAAGCAAAUUAUGUCCAAUCUAAUCGAAUUGAGCAAUAUUAUUUAAAAACAGAAUUGAAAAUCACUUACUUUACCGACAUUAUGCUAUAGCUUAAUCGUUUUUGUUAAUAUAGUGGAACAAACUUGUAAAGAACCGUGAACUUGGUUUUAAUUUAUAUAACACACUUGGUAUUAGCAAAAUUAAAUGAAGUACGAGUACAUACCCCUCAAUUUAAACUUAAAUGACUAAGUACAUAAGUACAGUAGUCCAAAUUUUAAUAUCGUCUUAGUCACUUGGUCACAUUAACUUGGUGAUUUAUUUCAUUAUUAUUUUUUUUUUUUAUUAUUAUUCUUACUAUUAUUAUUUUUAUUAUCAUUUUUUUAUUAUUAUUAUUUUUACUUUUAUUAUUUUUAUUUUAAAGUUAUAAAGAUAACAUUCUGUUUUUUGUGUCUUAUAAACACAAACAAAAUGUUUUUUACCGAAUUUAAAAAUAAUAAAAGCACCAUUUUGUUCAAAUUUUAUCAUAAGUACAAGCCUUGUGGAAUGCUUUUUUUAUUAAUUAAAUUUUGUAAGGAAUUAUUUAAAUCACAAUUUGUUCAUAAUAGCCAAACUUUCUUUAAAAAAAGGCUAAGUCGAUAAAGCCAAUGAUAACAUACAAUCAUAUAAAAUUCGUUUGAAAUUUUUAAAAACGACUGCAAGGGUAUUAUAAUUACUACUGUGUAUUAAAAGAGCAUUUAUGUUUGUAUCCAAUUAUAGAUAUCAUUGAAAUAAUCAUUGAAUAUUUAUUUUUAAGCUUUAAGUUUUUUCAGACGUCACACUAUUUCGUUAGCAAACUAAGAAAUAAAUAUGUAUUUCAUAUUAUUUUGGUUCAAACAAUUUAUUCCAACUUUAAAAUUAUGUACAAUUUCAACAUUUCUUUUGUUUUGACAACAAUACAUUUUUAAAUGAAAAGCUUUUCUACUAUUUAUUAAUUUAUUAACAAAUUCGAAUGAUUUCUAUAAUAAAACUGUCAGCUUAAGCUAGCAUCUAAUUUAUUUUGCUUUAUCAUAAUACAAAGUCAAUAUUUUGCCUACUUGACAAGGAUGCAAGUUGAACAAAGUGGUAUAGGACAAAUCAUAUAGAAAAGAAAAGUGUUAUUAAGAGAUAACACAAUUAUGUAUGUAAAUUAAAAAUAUUAAUAUUUGUAUAAGAAUGUACGUUCCUUAGAUGUAAAUAAAUACAAAAAAUAGUUGUCGGAA
Molecule: messenger RNA, 4262 nt
Organism: Eupeodes corollae
Lineage: Eukaryota; Metazoa; Arthropoda; Insecta; Diptera; Syrphidae
Exons: 7
Coding region: 1652-3046 (464 amino acids)
Source: RefSeq, a predicted model, not a curated record